Messenger RNA from Lates calcarifer (barramundi perch), 1100 nucleotides. It is a transcript of the gene mrps26, whose product is annotated as mitochondrial ribosomal protein S26. The transcript has 4 exons. Gene Ontology annotation, cellular component: mitochondrial small ribosomal subunit. The coding region runs from base 170 to 808 and encodes 212 amino acids. The record is from RefSeq and is a predicted model, not a curated record. NCBI's taxonomy places the organism in Eukaryota, Metazoa, Chordata, Actinopteri, Centropomidae.
UGCUAAUCACUUCCUUCGGUCAGAGGACAACAAAAUGGCCGCCGCGUUAUGUCGAUAACGUUCCUGUCAGUCUCAAUGUUACGACGUUUAAUUUAACGGCUUUCGUUUUGAGUAACCGUUACAUUUACCGUUUGAGAACCCGCACCUGUUACCACAUUUCGACGCCGUCAUGUUCCAGGUUAUCGGCGGAAAGAGCGUCCAGGUGACGACGGCGGCGGCGGCUCGGCUCCUUGCACCCAGGAGCUCCGUGCUCGUGGAGGCCGUACGCGGCCGAAAGUCCCGUACCGACCCGAAGGCCAAGUCCAAAGAGGGUCGGAUCAAAGUGCCUCCCCCCGUCGACCCGGUGGAGAUGGUGGUGCUCAAGGAGAGAUACACGGAGUACCAGCUAAUCAUGAGGGCGCUCCGUCUGGAGUUUAAGGAGGAGGUGCUGCGAAAAAAGUACGAGGAAGAGACGGGCUCCCAGGCAGAGGAGAGGGCGAGGCAGGAGGCAGAGGAGCAUCGUGCCCUCAUGGCCUGGAACGACCAGGAGAACCUCCGCCUGCUCAAAAUCAGAAUGAUGAGGAUCCAGAGGGAAGAGGAGGAAGCUGAGCGCAAGAAGAUAGAAGCUGUUCUUAAGCGUGAACAAGAACACCAAGAAUUCAUCAAAGAAAAAGAGAAGGAAAUUUUGCAGCUCCAGGAGGAUGCAAAGCACUUCAUCACUAUGGAGAACUUGGAUCAGCGAAUCGAAGAAGCUCUGGACAAUCCUAUGAAUUACAACUUUGCCAUUGACAAAGAAGGCAGAGUUGUUAAACAGACAGUGCUGAAGUGAACCGGCAGACCAACCUGUGUGUUUCUGUCUCAGAAGAAAAGGAAAAACAGACUCGUUUUGACCCUGGAAGUGGAUUUUUCUUCAAACAUGAACACUGAGGAACGUUCAGGGUGGGAAGGCUGUUGCACCUCAAAAUCAUUCAUCGACCACGCUGCGUUUAUUUGUCAUGUCUGCUUUAUGUUCCUCAUUUGUCACCACAACAUGUUGUUUUCUUGAUUCUUCAUCAUUACUGUCUGCUCAUGAUGUGUAAUGUAUAUACAGUAAAUUAAUGUUUGUUGGAGUUUCCACCCAA